Molecule: messenger RNA, 4767 nt
Organism: Baudoinia panamericana UAMH 10762
Lineage: Eukaryota; Fungi; Ascomycota; Dothideomycetes; Mycosphaerellales; Teratosphaeriaceae
Exons: 5
Coding region: 1-4767 (1588 amino acids)
Biological process (GO): transmembrane transport; lipid transport
Cellular component (GO): intracellular membrane-bounded organelle; membrane
Molecular function (GO): ATP binding; lipid carrier activity; ABC-type transporter activity
Source: RefSeq, a predicted model, not a curated record
AUGCCUUUCCUUCGCCAGACAUGGGCUCUGGUUGAGAAAACACUCAAGAUCGUGCUGUUCCGCCACCUUCUCGGGACGCUAACAAGAGCAUUCAUAGCUCCUAUUAUAUUCAUUUUCAUUAUUGCUUAUGCUAAAUCAUUCUUCAUUCCGCCCUCUUCAUUCGGCAUUGGCGCCCCAGCGCCACUUCGGAGUCUUAGCGACGCAGUCGCAGCGUCUGCAGGAGGCCGCAACACCGUCGUGUUCAUCAAUGGAGGCUACAUUGGCGGAGAGAUCUCAACCGUAAUCGAUCAGGUUGCCGAGCCGAUCCGAGCACAAGGCAAAACCGUCCAGAUACUGGAAAACGAUAGCGGACUUCUGACAACAUGUCGAAGUUCGAUCCGAGGUGUUUCGCCAUGCUUUGCAGCCGUCGAGUUUCUCUCCUCACCGUCUGAAGGCUCAGGUGGGAUCUGGAAUUACUCGAUGCGUGCAGACGGCGUGUUUGGUGGUCGCGUCUACGUCGAUACACAAGACAACGAUGCGGAGAUUUACGUUCUUCCUCUUCAAAGGGCCGUCGAUAACGCCAUUGCGGAAAUAAAUGGCGCUAGUCUGCCAACCGUCACCCAAUACCCCUAUACAUCGGAGACGGCAGUUGAACGACAAAGAAACAUUACGCGCCUCUACAUGGGCAGUCUGAUCAGCAUACUCGGUCUGGUGUAUUUUGUUGGUAUUGUGGGAAUUUGCUACCAGCUCACUGGAGAGAUGGCCAAAGAGCGCGAGUUGGGCAUGUCUCAGCUCAUAGAAGCGAUGAUGCCCAACAAAGCAAGAUGGCUACCACAAGCCGCAAGGCUGCUUUCAAUUCAUCUCGCGUUCGACAUGCUGUAUCUGCCGAGCUGGGUUGUCAUGGCCGUGAUUGUUGCACGAAUGAACUACGUGCAAUCAAACACGGGCAUCCUCAUAGGCUACUUCAUCCUUGCGGGAUUGGCUCUCUCAAGUUGGUCCAUGGCUUUCGCAAGCUUGUUCAGCAAAGCACAGCUCUCCGGGAUCACAGUGACUAUCGCAAGCAUUGUUCUCGCCAUUAUCAUACAGGUUAUACCUCCAGUUUCGACAAGCGCUGCUAUCGUUCUCAGUUUGAUUUUCCCGCCCAUGAAUUUCACACUAUUCAUCAUUUACAUGGCCUACUGGCAGCAGCAGAUCGAACCCGCGGAUUUGAGCAAGGCGGCACCGAAUGCACCAUGGAGGAUGGCUGGCUGGCUGUUCUUUUUAUUCUGCAUCGUUCAGAUCCUUGUAUACCCGUUCGUGGGCGCUUUUAUCGAACGAGUCUUGUACGGCACAGCGACGAAAGCUAGGAAGCUCACAUAUGAUGGAGAAAGCAGCACGGAGACCGUCCGGCUCAGAGGCUUGACCAAGCUGUAUCAACCGAACUGGCUGCUACGCCUUUCUCGAACGAACCGGCAGACAGUCCGAGCAGUGGACGGCAUUGAUCUCACAGUUCUGCGGGGGCAAAUCAUGGUCCUCCUCGGCGCCAAUGGCAGCGGCAAGAGUACCACUCUGGAUAUGCUUGCAGGUUUACAGAAGCCUACAGGUGGAACUAUCGAAAUGGAUGCAGGAGGCGGCAUUGGCUUGUGCCCGCAGAAGAAUGUAUUGUGGGAUGAGCUCACCGUGUACGAACACGUUAGCAUAUUCAACAGGCUCAAAGCCGAGAAAGUUGAUUCCAGAGCACAGUGCGAAGAGCUGAUUCGCGCAUGCGACCUGGAGCAGAAGAUUAAGGCACGCUCGGAUACACUUUCCGGUGGCCAGAAGCGCAAGUGUCAACUUGCUAUGGGGUUCACGGGAGGCUCAACACUCUGCAUGCUUGACGAAGUCAGCUCCGGCCUCGAUCCACUUUCCAGGCGCAAAAUAUGGGACAUUCUACUAGCCGAGCGAGGUAAGCGUAGCAUCAUCCUCACGAGUCACUUUCUCGACGAAGCAGAUUUGCUCUCCGACGAUAUUGCAAUAAUGUCAAAGGGCAAGCGCGUGGCGAGUGGCUCUGCUGUUGCGUUGAAGCAUGAACUGGGCGGAGGCUACCGCGUAAGAGUCUACCACGAAAAUAGCAAGCCUCUGUCUGCGGAUCUUGAAAGCGUGCCGAAGCAAGUCUUCCACGACCAAACGGUGUACAUGAUACCAGAUUCUGCAGCUGCCGCACGGUUCAUCAGCGAGCUUGAGCGAGCCGGAAUUCGAGACUAUCAGGUAAAUGGGCCGACCAUAGAAGAUGUGUUCCUCAAACUGGCCGCGGAAGUGAAGGACGAACUCGACAAAGAUCACGCGCCAUCUCCGGCACCAGACGAGGCGUUAGUCAGCGGCGAGAAAGGACUCCAGCUUGCCACAGGCAAGCAUCUGUCGUACGCCCGGCAGACUUGGGUCCUUUUCAGAAAGAGAGGGACAAUCUUCACUCGGAACGCCUGGCCAUACCUGGCUGCACUGCUGAUCCCAGUCAUCACUGCCGGCUUGGUCACGCGAUUCCUCACCAACUUCUCUGCCCUAACUUGCGACCCGGCCUCGGUAGUAUCAGUCGACCAGGCAGCAGGUCUGAACAACUUCCUUGGCUACGAAGCCGACAUUCCAGUGGGACCCGUCACCCCAGGAUUGCUCAACUUCCUGAACUCGGUUUACCCACUGCUUAAUCCGCCGCCGUUUCGAGCAGUGAACACAAUAGACGAGUUCUACAAUUACAUCAACACCAACUACUCUAGUACUACCCCCGGCGGGUUCUUCUUAGGCAGCACACCUACUUUUGCCUGGCGCGGCAAUUACCAGCUCUACUACGCCAUCGCUACGCAAAACCUACUCGACGUAGCCCUGUCACGCAUACCGAUACAAGCGAGCUUUCAGCCCUUUGCGGUCCCGUUCUCACCGUCGGCUGGCAAGAGUCUGCAGUUCAUUCUGUAUUUUGGUCUUGCGAUGAGCGUCUUUCCUGGCUUCUUCGCACUAUACGUGAAUCGCGAGCGGCUUCACAAGGUCCGAGCGCUCCACUACAGCAACGGGAUUCGGGCACAGUCGGUCUGGACAGCAUAUACUCUCUUCGACUUCAUCAUCGUCCUGGCUGUGAGCACGUUGGCGAUCAUAAUCUUUACCGCCGUUAGCGACAUCUGGUACGCUCCAGGGUACUUGUGGCUGAUCUUCACGCUGUUUGGACUGGCCGCGACGCUGAUGUCGUACGUAUUCAGCCUCUUCACGAGCAGUCAGCUAGCAUCUUUCGCCUUCGCUGCGGGCGGCCAAUGCGUGUUCUUCUUGCUCUACUUCAUCUCCUUCAUGUGCAUAAUCACCUACUCGCCUGCGGCGGACACGGACCGGAACCUCAACAUAGCCACCUUCACGAUCGGCGCUUUCUUCCCUGCGGCAAACCUGCUACGAGCACUGCUUUUGUCUUUCAACGAAUUCAGUAUACUCUGUCGAGACAAUAGCGUUGCACCUAACGCCGGGGCCUGGACUGUCUAUGGCUCCUGCAUUGCUUAUCUUGUCAUUCAAUCAGCGGUCUUGAUGACUUUCUUGGUUGCGUACGAUAGUGGAUGGAGACCCAGGCUCUUCAUGCGACGGCAGCACAAGGCGCAGGAUGUCGAAGAGGUCGAAGGUGUCGAUCCUGAAGUGUACUCGGAAACUGCACGGGUGGAAGAGUCUAAUGACGAGCUUCGCGUUAUCCAUGCAUCCAAGGCUUUCGGUGCGAAUCAAGCAGUGCAGGACAUCUCCUUCGGCGUUCCCCGCGGCGAGACAUUUGCCCUCCUCGGACCGAACGGAGCCGGCAAGUCAACCACGAUAGGUCUCAUCCGCGGUGAUACGAGGCCAUCAGGUAGGCAAGGCGAGAUACUGAUUGAGGACGUUUCUAUCAUCUCACACCGAGCACAAGCACGUGCCAACCUUGGUGUUUGUCCUCAAUUCGAUGCAAUGGAUCAAAUGUCUGCAAUUGAACACUUGCGCUUCUAUGCACGGGCACGAGGCGUGCCUGACGUUGAGCACAAUGUUGAGCAGGUGCUUCACGCAGUCGGUCUAGCGCAGUUCAAGUCUCGGUUGGCUGGCAAGCUGUCUGGAGGCAACAAGCGGAAACUGUCGCUCGGCAUCGCCUUGAUCGGCAAUCCAUCUGUCGUGCUCCUGGACGAGCCAAGCUCAGGCAUGGAUGCGGCUUCAAAGAGGGUGAUGUGGCGGACGUUGAGAAGCGUCUCGUCAGGGCGGUCGCUCGUUCUGACUACCCACAGUAUGGAAGAAGCUGAUGCCCUUGCGGACCGUGCUGGAAUCAUGGCAAGGAAGAUGCUGGCAUUGGGUACAAGCGAUCAGUUACGGAAGAAGCACGGCGAUGCGUAUCACGUACAUCUAGUCCACAGAGACGCCCCCUACACCACCAACGAGAACAUGGACGCGAUCAAAACAUGGAUUCGGCGUGCAUUUCCAGCCGCGGUCACCGAGGAUCGCUCUUUCCACGGACAGCUACGGUUCAGUCUUCCAAACGACCGGACUGCCACAAACGACGAGCCUAGUGGCAAGACACGGCAGUCCGGCGCCAACUUGGUAGGGCCAGGGUACGUUCCUUCAAGAACUGGCAUCAGUGCGCUCUUUUCCAACCUUGAAGCAAACAAGGCACGUCUGGGCUUUGAGUACUACAGUGUCAGCCAGGCGACGCUUGACCAGGUGUUCUUGAGCAUUGUAAAUAAGCACAACGUGGUGGAGGAAAACUACGCUCGACAACAUCCUCAGAAGAAGGUUGGGCUGUUUCAACGCAUUUAUCGGAGCAUAGGGGACAACAGCUAUUUGUGUUACUAA